Antechinus flavipes (yellow-footed antechinus) is the source of this 1532-nucleotide messenger RNA. RefSeq names its product RNA polymerase I subunit E (gene POLR1E). NCBI's taxonomy places the organism in Eukaryota, Metazoa, Chordata, Mammalia, Dasyuromorphia, Dasyuridae. The transcript is spliced from 12 exons. The record is from RefSeq and is a predicted model, not a curated record. Gene Ontology annotation, molecular function: DNA binding. Gene Ontology annotation, cellular component: RNA polymerase I complex. Gene Ontology annotation, biological process: nucleolar large rRNA transcription by RNA polymerase I; transcription elongation by RNA polymerase I; RNA polymerase I preinitiation complex assembly. Bases 99 to 1322 code for a protein of 407 amino acids.
AUGGGUUUGGGAAAGCACACAUGUGAGCUGCGUGGAAACUAGACUGACGAGUGGCGGUUUGGGCUGUUGGCGCUGCAGCCCCUGGAGUUGCCCUAGCCAUGUCUGCCUUCGCGACCUGGCAGUACUGCGGGGAGCCGAGCGAAGGACAGAAGGCUGCGCUGGUUCAGUUUUCAAAUGGGAAACUCCAGAAUUCUGAAAAUGUGAAUUUUUCCUUAUAUAAAAGCAAAGACACUGCCAACCCCAGGAAGAAGUUCAGAAGGAUUUUGGCUGCUGAAACAGACAGACUUUGCUAUGUAGGAAACAACUUUGGUGUUGGAGCUUUGAAAUGCAACAAUUUAUGCAGGUAUUUUGUUGGUGUUUUGAGUAAGGACUCUGACCAAAUGGAAAUAUAUGAUGCUGAAUUGUUUAACAUGCAACCAGUGUUUUCAGAUGACUUGAAAGAUAGUGAAACAUUAGGAAAUCAGACCAAAUCUUACAGAGAUCAGGUGGACUUCUGCAUUGAGGCCUUUGGGACCACCAAACAGAAGCGAGCUUUGAGCUCCAGAAGAAUGAACAAAGUUGGCAGUGAAACUUUAAACAUUGCUGUAGCCAAAGCAGCUGAAAAUAUCAUAGAUGAAAAGGGGGUCACUGCUCUUGUUAAUGAUGCAUCCCAGGAUGACCUUCAAGAUGAAUCUGCUUACCUGCCCCCAUGCCAUGCUGAUGGUGGCAAGCCAGAGGAAAUUUAUAAAUUUGAAGAUCUUCUUUCUCCUGCUGAAUUCAAAGCACUUGAGGUUCCCUCUGCAGUUCUCAAGAAUGUUACAUCUGAAGAAAUAGUGAAAAUGAUGGAAGAGAACAGCUAUUGUCCCUUCGUCAUAGAAGCAUUGAAGAAUUUGCCCUUAGAUGAGGAGAGCCGGGACCGCAAGGCUCGAUGUCUGUGGUUUUUAAAUAUCCUCAUCAAAUUCAGAUCCCAGACUGUGAUUAGGAAGAAGAACUCACUGGGACCUGAUGUGCCACAUAUUAUUAAUAAUAAACUCCUCAAGAAUUUUACUAGUUUGACUUAUAAUAAUGGCAGCUUACGGAACUUAAUUUCUGAAUCAAUGAAAGCUAAAAUAACAGCCUAUGUAAUUGCAUUGGCUUUGCACAUUAAUGAUUUCCAGACUGACCUAACGAUGUUACAGAGAGACAUGAAACUCAGUGAAAAAAGGAUAAUAGAGAUUGCAAAAGCCAUGAGAUUGAAAAUUUCCAAAAAGAAGUUGUCUUUGGAAUCCGGAGGUGAAGAGGACCACAAAGUGGGGACUUUGUCCAUCCCCCUACCUGCCUUACCACGCCAAAAAAGGACUUAAAAGCACAUUGAGAACUGGGGUUUCAGGGCAGACUGCCAAACCAAAUGGUAGAAAUCCCAGCCUCCCUCAGAUUGAUCUCUAUUUCCUGAUGCCACUGAUAUUUCUUUUUUCAAGAAGCUAUUUGCUUUUAUACAUAGCCAGAGCCAAACACUUGGUCUUGUAGAGCAGAUUAUUUAUAAAAACGGUAAAGUAAAUGAUGUCUUGAUUGGG